UGGUGUGUGUCAGAGAGAAGCUGUGGGGGAGGAGGGUCGGUGGCAGAGCCUCUGGUGAUGCAGCAUCAAGAUUUCGUCACCAGAGUCGGGGAAACAUUCAGAGUUAAUCUUUUCGCAACCAGUGGCUCUGAAAAGCAAACAGCAAACCACAAAAAGCCCUGACUCAGCACAGGAGAGGGACAGACAGGAAAGUGUUGGAGGAAUUAGAGCGUGAGAUAUGGGCUUUUUUCCUCCUCUGUUGCUCGAAGUGACAAUCAAGCCGUGUUUUUUAUACAUAUAAAAUAUCUCGAGAUUCCCUAAAACGUCUAUGGAUCGAUUGCCGGUGAUAGCAGCAAACUUUUGAUAGCACGUUUGAUUUAAAAUCAGCGGAACUGCUGAAGCCCACCGUGCCAGGCUGUGAGAUUGCUGGGUCCAUAGGUGGUUGCUGAUUGUUUUCUGUGUGUGUGUGUGUGUGGGGAGAGCCCCAUCCUGGAAACUGACCACGAUGGGUUCCUACGGCUACUACAGAACUACCAUCUUCACUUCGAUGUUUGUGGGCUACACCCUGUAUUACUUCAACAGGAAAACCUUCUCCUUUGUGAUGCCAUCCAUUAUGCAAGAAGUCACACUUGAGAAAGAUGAUCUGGGUUUGAUCACCAGCAGCCAGUCACUGGCCUACGCAAUCAGUAAGUUUAUCAGCGGAGUGCUCUCGGACCAGAUCAGCGCCCGCUUGCUUUUCUGCACCGGCCUCUUCCUGGUCGGGGUGGUGAACGUGGCCUUUUCCUGGAGCUCCUCCGUGAUGGUCUUUGCCAUCCUCUGGUUCCUGAACGGGCUGGCCCAGGGCUUCGGCUGGCCUCCCUGUGGCAAAAUACUCCGCAAGUGGUUUGAGCCGUCACAGUUUGGCACAUGGUGGGCUGUUCUGUCGACCAGCAUGAACCUAGCAGGCAGUCUGGGCCCUAUCAUCGCCGCCACCAUGGCUCUAAGCUACAGUUGGAGACAGACGCUCUCCAUGUCCGGCUGUGUGGCCAUCGGAGCCACGUUCCUGUGUCUCAUCUUCAUCCGAAACGAGCCCAAAGACGUGGGGUUGACCAACAUCGAGCCAGGACAGAAGAAAGGAGACAAAAAAGGAGCUGCCAGAGAUGACAGCACCCUGAGGGAGCUACUGCUGAGCCCGUAUCUCUGGGUCCUGAAUUUCGGAUACUUGGUGGUGUUUGGGGUGAAGACUUGUUGCACUGACUGGGGCCAACUCUUCCUCAUCCAAGACAAGGGACAGUCUGCCCUCAUAGGCAGCUCCUUCAUGAGUGCGCUGGAGGUCGGGGGUUUUCUGGGUAGCUUGGCCGCUGGGUACCUGUCGGACAGAGCUGUAGCUCGGCACGGUCUGCGGAGUCACGGAAACCCUCGGCACGGGCUUCUGCUCUCUAUGAUGGCGGGGAUGGCUGUCUCGUUGCACCUCUUCAGAGUCACGGUUGCCCCAGAAUCUCCCAAGGAGACUGAUUUCUGGACAUUAAUCUUCUUGCCUCUGACUCAAAUCACCAACCUAACCGAACACGAGCUGUGGAUCCUGAUCCUGGGAGNUUUUUUUGGCUUCUGCUCCUAUGGGCCGAUCGCACUAUUUGGAGUCAUUGCCAACGAGAGCGCGCCUCCUAACCUGUGCGGCACGUCUCACGCCAUCGUGGCUCUGAUGGCGAACGUGGGCGGUUUCCUGGCUGGGCUCCCAUUCAGUACCAUCGCAAAGCAUUACAGUUGGGACAUGGCGUUCUGGAUCGCUGAGGUGUCCUGUACCAUCGCCACCGUGGCCUUCUUCCUGCUGAGGAACAUCCGCACCAAGAUGGGACGAGUCCCUAGGAAGGAAGACUGAAGUUUCAGAAACCCACCUUCAAUCGUCAGCCGUCUGCUCUGAUCAUGUGUUGGUAAAGGUUCACCAGCAAAGCUUAAUUCUGCUCAUCCCAAUGUUGAGAGUCAACCAGUCAGUCCUGUCUCAAAAGUUUUUUUGUGCACAUUUUAGUACCUGAAACUACAUCCAAAACACAACACAGGUCACCCUCUGUUUUUUUGGGUUAAGUUAAACUUUGAUCAUGACUCACAGAAAUACCCAGUGCCAAGUGAAUCCUACCUACUCUGCUCUGUGCCAGGGUGGAAUCUCCUUUUUUUUUAUUGGUGAGCGAGUUUGGGGCCUGCCCCCCCCACCCCAUUAACCAAAUUGGAUCGAGUAUGUCCCACUUAGGCAAUGAGGGUUGUCUCCACAGACAAGCCCCCCUCCCGAUUCCCCAACUCUGCCAGACCCCAAAUUGUCAAAGGACUUGUGUGGAUCUGAAUCAUGUCUUUAUGUCCAUCCGAGCGAGUCGGGACUGGAUGGAAAUCUGCCUCAUAGCACUUUGUCCGUUUGACCAUUAGGGGUCACUACUGCUGCCACGUCCUCCUCUCUCUAUUGAGUGAGUUAAUACCAUUCUGCCGAAGCCACUUUCUCUGCACGGGGUUUCUGAACAAAAUGAACCAUUUUCUAUUAGAUACACUUCAAGGGAAGAGGGCUCUCUAUAAUCAACUCUAAAUUGCGCCAUUUCUUAUUCAGGAUUUCUUAAGAAAUUCCAGGUAGAAUUUCUGUCAGGAACCCCAUUUUUGGGUGGAGGUUUCAACUGGGUAUCUGACACAAGCAGAAACCCAUUACCCAACUCAAGAGUCUCCAAA
Messenger RNA from Callorhinchus milii (elephant shark), 2664 nucleotides. RefSeq names its product glucose-6-phosphate exchanger SLC37A4. Gene Ontology annotation, biological process: glucose-6-phosphate transport; phosphate ion transmembrane transport. Lineage: Eukaryota; Metazoa; Chordata; Chondrichthyes; Chimaeriformes; Callorhinchidae. The record is from RefSeq and is a predicted model, not a curated record. Gene Ontology annotation, cellular component: endoplasmic reticulum membrane. Gene Ontology annotation, molecular function: glucose 6-phosphate:phosphate antiporter activity.